AUGGCGGGAAUGGGCAGGUCGGCCAGUGCUGGCGCGCUUGUCAGUGCUGGGGCCACAAUGUCCCACGUGCCGAAGCGUGCUACCCAACACGCCUGCUACCUUGCAUCUUGGGAGAUGCCCCGUCCGACCCUCAAGCCCGGGCAAGUGUCGGCCUCGAGAGCGGUCUACUCCGAGGAAGCGCCAGCUCCAAAGACAACGUACCUGAGCGAUGGUCUUCCACCAGAGUCUAUGUAUCAGAAGACAACGUCGCAGCUUACAUCUCCAGAGCACUACCAGAAUCCUGUCCAACCCAUUCGGCAGCAAGAGCCCCCGGCGAGUUCAGUUGGGCACAGGGGGGCUGCUCAUUGGUCCUCCACGUAUAGAACUUCUCACGACGACAACUCUGUGGCUGGUGCUGUCUAUCACAGACAGCAUGGGCCAUCAUACCAGGCAGCAAAUCCACCGACCUGCAUUGGAGGGGGGGGAAUGAUGAGUGCAUUCAUGGAGGAUUUCGGCCUGUACGGCUCGGAUCCUCGAAGUAAAGUUGAUCCAGCGCUGGACAGAAUUCCAGUUGCAAAAACAGCCCUGACGAUGGGAACUCCCAAGGGAACGCUUCAUAUCCCUGGGUACCACGGCUUCUUGCCGACGAACAUCAGGAAUCCCUAUGCAGCUCGCGUGGAAAGCGGCGCCACAAUCAGAACCAGCGACAAGUCCAACAUUACUCAGCAGUUUCAUGUCAACACUCUCCACUAUGCGGGCCACGUGCCAGAUAAUGUCACGAACGAGAUUGGGCGGGUAAAGCCUGGCAACCGCUCCAUGAUGAGCCGAAGCUUCAAGGUUCCUGACUUGAGGGCAUUCGACUGA
Symbiodinium necroappetens is the source of this 843-nucleotide messenger RNA. NCBI's taxonomy places the organism in Eukaryota, Dinophyceae, Suessiales, Symbiodiniaceae. The record is from the annotation of a GenBank genome assembly.